This is a messenger RNA of Lachancea nothofagi CBS 11611, 981 nucleotides long. Lineage: Eukaryota; Fungi; Ascomycota; Saccharomycetes; Saccharomycetales; Saccharomycetaceae. The record is from the annotation of a GenBank genome assembly.
AUGAACGUAGGGAUGAACGGCCUGCAAGCGUGUUGUCGAAGAUAUUUUUUCAAAACAAGUAGUACAGCGUCAAUAUGCCGUCGAUUGAUGAGCCAAAAUUCGCGAGACCCUAGACAUGUUUUCACUGAUCCUUCAAACAACGAGAUUCUUGAUUCCAAGCAUUUUUUCACUAACCCAGGCCACGCUCUGCACACCGACGAGGAAGUAAUAACAACGACCAUUCAACAGUCAAUUAGAACUCAGCGACGUAAACGUGUCAAACAUAUCUCAAGUGCUUUCAUUGUUGCUGUACUAGGUACAAUAUUCGGUUACUCCGUUGCUUAUAAAGUGCUAUAUCUAAACGAGGAGUCAUUCAUUCCAGCAUAUCCAGUCUCUAAGACCCGUAAUUUUAGUCAUGAUGAGCUUAAAUUCAUUAACACCGAAGAAAUAAAAAAGAUUGCCGAGUAUAAACUGCUGGAGAAACUUUCAAUGCAUCCAAUGAUCAAAGAAGAAUAUGGGGUGCCUCUGCAUAAAUCCCCCGGUGUUCCUCUUAAAUCACACGACUUUCUAGUAUGGCAUGAAGAUCCGAACCCAUGUCUCGCAGGCUUCCUAAUAGCGCCAUACAACUGUCCCAAAGAUCAAUUCAAAUGGCAUACUGUUCCCUUUCUGUUCAAAUGGAGAAUUGUAAACCGAUCUAUCAAUUUUACUGAUUUUGCUGACCGCUUACUAGGCCGCUUCGGACUUGGCACUUCUGACUUAUUUCAAGUCGUCAAUCCUGAUCAUGAAAUUGGUGAAUACAAGUACGAGAGACCUAUUCAACAUACGAAAAACCACCGUAUAUCCAAUGUGUGGUUUAUGGGAGAAAUGGAUUUAGGGAAGAAUGACAUGAUCGUUUUUAAAGGCAAAUAUCACAUUGAUGUUAACGUACGACAGGUGGACCUUUUGCGGAAAGAGGGUGACAAACUCGUACGCUACGUGCUCUACCAAGCAGAUGAAAAAUAG